Nomia melanderi (Alkali bee) is the source of this 3319-nucleotide messenger RNA. Its product is annotated as E3 SUMO-protein ligase ZBED1. Lineage: Eukaryota; Metazoa; Arthropoda; Insecta; Hymenoptera; Halictidae. The record is from RefSeq and is a predicted model, not a curated record. Gene Ontology annotation, molecular function: DNA binding; protein dimerization activity.
GGUACUGUAGUCAAGACCGUUACAUAAUCUAAACGUACCAGUGCCAAUAUUUGAAAGAUGAUAGAUAUAAAAAAUGGAUAUAUGUAAUUGCGAAUAUGUACAAUCCACUCCCACGUGAGGUAUCCAUAUCCAAAUGUUAAGUGAUGAGCUACUUCCAAUGAUUGCCAAUAUUCAUCAGGCAAAUGCAUUUUUUAUGUUUAGAACAAUUAUUUGAUACUUCUAAAAUGAUUUAAUACUUCAGUGUUUGCUUUCGAAGAAGCAUAUCUCGAUAAAUAUUAACAAAAUACUCGUAUCUCGACUAAUAUUAUUAAAGUCAAUUCAAUCUCGAUCAAAUUUUUACAGUAAUCUUUCACUCACUAUCCGUCCUUUAUACCGAAUUAUUCGUUUCUCUUUUGUUAACUGUAAUAGUCUUUUGUUAAUAAUGAAGUAAAUUGUAUGCGGAUGAUAGUCAACUUGACAGUGCUUUACCCUGAAAACGAUUAUAAAACGAUUAUUGUCUAUUUUGAUUUAAAUAACUGUACGUAAUAAAUAAUUGAAAAGAACAAUGUAUAGUGUAUAUACUUUUUAUUGUACACUUCUGGCUAAUUGUAUAAAAUAUCUUUUUUGUAAUAUUCUGUAUUGAAUUCGAAUGUAAAUAUAUAGAUUAGUUUCGAGUAAUCGAUACAGAUGGAGCCACGUCGAAACCGCAACCAUUUUGUGGGAUCGAUUAGUUGAGAGGUCUUCGGAACGAUAUUUCUUUGAAUAAGAGAACCAAAGUCGAUAGCAUCGUAACGAGAGGUGGUCGAUAACCGAUUGUGCAUCGUUCUUUUCGAAACGAGAAAUUGAAGUUCGAUAUCUGUGAAAUAAUUCGUCAAACGGUGCUUUGAGAUAUCGGAUUCUUCGCGGUAAAUUUGUUAUACCGUAGUAGCUACGGUUUGGAGCACUGAUACUCUAAAACGCAAGCAUGUAUCGUUCUAGACGGUUACAUCUGAAAUUAUGCGAAAAAAUUACUCCGUUUUGAUAAGAAAUAAACGUUAUGAGGUAGCAAAUACAAAGAAAAUACUUUAUACUUGUAUUUUAAUACCUGAAAGAUAAGACUGGCCGGUAUAUAUUUAUUUUGAUUCGCAAUCAUGGAAAGUAAAUCGAUAGCAAUACCGAACAACGGAAAAUCUACCGCCGUAGAUGAUUCUAAGAGUGAAAUGCAAAUGGUACUUGCUAAAAUGAUGGAGGAAAAGCAUACUUACACCUAUAAAAAAUUAGUGGUACCUAUGUCAAUGAGGAGUAUUUAUUGGAAAUUCUUUGGGUUUCCAGCUACCGAUGAUGGAGAUAUCCUCACUAAAGUAAAAAUUGUUUGCAUAUUAUGUAAAACUCAAAUUGCAUAUAAUCGCAAUACUAGCAACUUACGUAUGCAUCUACAAAACAAACAUGCUCAAGAGUUAUUAGAACUAGAAGCUACUAAUCCACCACGAAGACAGGUACUGUCUCAAGAAACAAAAGACCGGAGGGCCCAAAAGCGAUUAUUAAAGGCAGGUUUAACUUCUGCACAACAUAUUUACACUACUAACGCUGAUGGUACUGUACAGAUAGAUGGAGACAUUCAGUUUGUUACUGAUCCAAAUAUAAGUUUAUCUAACAUCGAGGAUGACAUUACGAUUGGCCAACCAUUAAGAGUUAUGAUUAAGAGUGGUUCUAAUAUUGCUAACAAUAGUCAAAAUGUGGCCUUUCUUAUGCCUGAAGAAAAUCCAAUUAAUCAGUCAAGUAUUGAUGGGAAAACUGUAUCAGACGCUAUAGCAGAAUUUAUUAUAAUGGAUUUACAGUUGCCUGAGGUAGUAGAAGGUCGAGGAUUCCAAAGAUUAGUUGCAACAUUAAGGUCACCAUGUGAGAUUCCAAGUAAAAAUAAAUUAGAGGAAGAAAUCGUACCAAAAAUUUAUGACACCUUUCGUGAAUCAGUAGCUACUACUCUAUCUUGUAUUACCAGUGAAGUGGGUUUGACUAUUGAAGAGUGGAGAUCAAAUUCUGAUGAACGUUUUGUUACUAUCUCAGUCUAUUAUCAGAAUGUUGGUGAACCUAUCUUAGAAUGUAAAGUAUUAAGUACAAUUCAUGCCCCUUUGGAUUGGGAAGAAUCUCAAUGGGGCAACACAAUAGAUUCUUUGUUGCUUGAUUGGGAUUUGAAAAUUGAAAGGAUAACUGCUGUAGUAAUAGCUACAUCCAGGGCAGAGCUGCUGACUGCAUUAACGAAUCGAGGAUUGACAUUAGUUCCUUGCUUACUUUACACAUUACAAGUAUGCGCUCAGGCAUGUUUUGAGAAUCCAGAUGUUGCUUCUAUAUUAUCUAAAUGUAGAGCAGCUAUUGGAGCCAUCAUAAGUCAUCCAGCUGCAUCUGCAGCUUUAGCUAUGCAAGAACAGUUAUUGGAGUUGGACGAAAAUACGAUGCUGAUGGAUUAUCCGCCUGUUUGGACGUCAACGUACAAUAUGCUUGAACAGAUGGUCCUGCGUCGUAACAUCGUAACAUCAAUUUUAGAAAGCAUGGAAGGGGUUGAUCAAGAAAUGGUUGAUUUAACAAAUGAACAGUGGAAGAUCGUAGAAGAUCUUGUAAAUGUUCUAGAACCAUUUAAAGUUACUAUAAUGACGCUUAGCGAGGAAAAGAUGCCUUUGAUAUCCUUAUUAAAACCGUUACUUUGGCAACUUGUAUCUUCUCAUCUAAAAGUAAAAGAAACCGAUAGCGAUACAGCAAGAUCUUUCAAAGAAUCAUUGUCUGAUAUGCUUUGUGAUAGAUAUGCAGAUUACAAUGUUACUCUUUUACUCCAAAUUGCCACUACUCUAGAUCCAAGAUUUAAACAACUUCCAUACGCCACUGAAGAAGAUAAAAAUUUAGUUGCAACUCCCAUCAAGGAAAUGUUGACGAAAUUAAUACAGGAAGAAUCUGGAGAUGGUACAACUAUUAAAAUCGAGGAGGAACCGCCAAGCAAAAAAAGUCGUUUAUCUGGUAUGGAACUUUUACUUGGUGGUUUAUGUUCAACGAAAAGUGGCAUGCCGGCUGAAGAAAAAGCAGAUCUGGAACUGGUACAAUACCAUUCGGAAGCUACUGCGCCACUUGAUUGCUGCCCCCUUCAGUGGUGGGCUAAAAUAUCUGCAAAGUGUCCAAACUUAGGGAAACUGGCUUGUAGAUACAAUUGUGUGCCCGCAUGUUGCGCACCGCCCGCUAGAAUCCCGGCAGAAGUACAAGUAUUAUACGAUACGAGGCGAGCUGCCAUACCUUCUCAUUUAAUAGACAAACUUCUCUUUCUUCAUGGGAAUCACACUGUUUGAGAAGAACAUUGAUUUCUGUUAAAAAUAUUUGA